UCAAUCGCCUCAAACUUUGCGUAAAACCCUUUCAUAUUGUUCCUUUACAGGGCACACAAGUACGUAGAAAUAUAGUAAUACAACAACAAAAUUGCACAAAGUGAGGUGCUUUAACUUCCUUGAUUCUUUACUGAAUUAUACAAAAGUUCUUACAGGGUAGAAGAAGAUAUACAUACAGCACAAGCUUCUAAUAGUGAGAAAUGGAGCGAGCGAGAUGCUGCGAAGAAGAUGCAUUUGCAGAAGAUGCAGCAGGAGCUUUUGGUGCCUUCGUGUGGCCUCCAAGAUCAUAUAUUUGCAAUUUCUGUGGCAGAGAAUUCGGGUCAGCUCAGGCUUUAGGUGGUCACAUGAACGUUCACAGGAGAGAUAGAGCAAGGUUAAAGCAGUCUCCUGGUAUCGAAAACGACUAUCUUCAUCACCAUAAGCAGCAGCCGCAGCAGCAUCAACGUCAAAAUCUGCAUAACAUUCUGGUUUAUGAUCCUGACAGUAUUGCUAAAUUUUCAACUCCUUUAACUGAAGAGAAUAGUCAAAAACCUGAAGUUGCAGAAAGUGAUGGCAAGAAGGAGAAUGUUAGUAGAAAGAGAUGGAGAUGUGAUGAAUUACCAUUGCCUUUAUUCCCUUUCUUUACUAAAAUAUCAAAACCAAAUUCCAUGAAGAAAGUUCAUCUUCAAGAAGAGGUCAAGGGGCUGUGCCUAGGUGCAACCCAAGACUUAGAUCUUGAGCUAAGACUUGGCUUUUCCCUUUUUUAGUCUAUAUAUAUAAUUUUUUUUUCCCAUACAAAUUUCCCAUUCUGUAUUCUAUUUUAUAUCCUUAAUCAAGAUAUUAAGGCCAGGCUUCCUCUGCA
Molecule: messenger RNA, 841 nt
Organism: Ricinus communis (castor bean)
Lineage: Eukaryota; Viridiplantae; Streptophyta; Magnoliopsida; Malpighiales; Euphorbiaceae
Product: transcriptional regulator SUPERMAN
Exons: 1
Coding region: 201-746 (181 amino acids)
Source: RefSeq, a predicted model, not a curated record